This is a messenger RNA of Toxorhynchites rutilus septentrionalis, 2583 nucleotides long. It is a transcript of the gene CCT7, whose product is annotated as T-complex protein 1 subunit eta. The record is from RefSeq and is a predicted model, not a curated record. The coding region runs from base 154 to 1782 and encodes 542 amino acids. NCBI's taxonomy places the organism in Eukaryota, Metazoa, Arthropoda, Insecta, Diptera, Culicidae. The transcript has 5 exons. Gene Ontology annotation, biological process: protein folding. Gene Ontology annotation, cellular component: chaperonin-containing T-complex. Gene Ontology annotation, molecular function: ATP-dependent protein folding chaperone; ATP binding; ATP hydrolysis activity.
CGAGAUUCUUCUUGGAUUACCGUUCGUCGAUAUCGUGCUACUGUCAAACUAUCUUUUCGUUCAAGUGUGCUUCGCAGUCUACAGUUUUGCGGAAAUAACUUUGCGGCAAAAUCAAUUUCUACGCCUAUUUUAGUGUUGUAAAAUAACGAAACAAUGCAACCCCAAAUUGUUCUACUUAAGGAAGGUACCGAUACCUCCCAAGGAAAGCCGCAACUUAUUUCAAACAUCAAUGCCUGUCAAUCGAUUGUUGAUGCGGUUCGCACUACUUUGGGUCCACGAGGAAUGGAUAAGCUGAUUGUGGACAAGAACGGAAAAGCAACGAUCUCUAACGAUGGAGCAACCAUCAUGAAGCUGUUGGACAUUGUCCAUCCGGCGGCAAAAACCUUAGUUGAUAUUGCGAAAUCACAAGAUGCGGAAGUUGGAGAUGGAACAACAAGCGUGGUUCUGUUGGCGGGAGAAUUCCUGAAGCAGCUGAAACCAUUUGUUGAAGAAGGCGUUCACCCGAGAAUCAUCAUCAAAGCGGUACGUAAAGCACUUACGCUUUGCAUUGCAAGAAUCAAUGAGCUUGCAUUCAAAAUCGAAAAACAUGAUAAUGAGAAACACCGCGCGUUAUUGGAGAAAUGUGCAGCCACAGCGAUGAAUUCAAAAUUGAUUCACCAACAGAAAGACUUUUUCUCGAAGAUGGUUGUUGAUGCUGUGACUACAUUGGAUGUUCUUCUUCCAUUGAACAUGAUUGGUAUCAAAAAGGUCACUGGAGGUGCUUUAGAAGAGUCCCAGCUUAUUGACGGAGUAGCAUUCAAAAAGACCUUUUCUUACGCUGGGUUUGAAAUGCAGCCUAAAUCUUACGAUAAUGUAAAAAUCGCUCUAUUGAAUAUUGAAUUGGAACUGAAAGCCGAACGCGACAACGCUGAAGUACGGGUAGACAAUGUCAAGGAAUACCAAAAAAUAGUAGAUGCUGAAUGGCAAAUUCUGUAUGACAAGUUAGAAAAAAUCCACAAAUCCGGUGCCCAAGUUGUUCUUUCUAAGCUGCCUAUUGGUGAUGUAGCGACACAAUAUUUUGCUGAUAGAGAUAUGUUUUGCGCUGGACGCGUCCAGGAAGAAGAUCUGAAACGCACCUUGAAAGCCUGUGGUGGAGCAGUAAUGACAACCGUCCAAGAUAUCGAUGACAAAGUGUUGGGAAAUUGUGCACAUUUCGAAGAGCGACAGGUUGGAUGUGAGCGUUUCAAUAUCUUCCAAGGCUGUCCGAAUGCGAAGACUUGCACUAUAAUUCUUCGCGGUGGAGCUGAACAGUUUCUGGAGGAAACGGAACGAUCGCUUCAUGAUGCUAUCAUGAUCGUGAGGCGUACCAUUCGUAAUGAUUCGGUUGUUGCUGGCGGUGGAGCUAUUGAGAUGGAACUUUCAAAAAUGCUUCGUGAUUAUUCGCGCACUAUUGCUGGCAAGGAGCAACUAUUGGUUGGUGCCAUAGCAAAAGCACUUGAGGUUAUCCCUCGUCAGUUAUGUGAUAACGCAGGAUUCGACGCAACCAACAUUCUGAACAAACUACGACAGAAGCAUGCCCAAGAUUGCCAAUGGUAUGGUGUGGAUAUCCUGAAGGAGCAUAUUGCUGAUAAUUUCGAGGCGUUCGUCUGGGAGCCGUCGGUCAUCAAAAUCAAUGCCUUGACUGCCGCUUGUGAAGCGACAUGUAUGAUUCUGUCUGUGGAUGAAACUAUCAAAAGUCCCAAAUCAGGAGGUGGUGAAAUGCCUCAAGCUCCAAUGGGACGGGGAAUGGGACGUCCGUUUUAAGCAAACUAGUAUCAAAAAUCCCACAUUUUGCUCCUUCGUUAAUUUAAAGACAGUGUUCACUAAAUAUCGUGGUUAACCUUUUCAUUGCGGCAAAAUUUCGGAGAAGCUCAGGGCAUCAUGCGCAACGAAUACGUUCAAGUUGGAUUACUUUUCGCACGUUACAACAGGUUCGAUUAACUACGAUAAAAUGUACAUUUCUAUCGCAAAAAUGCAGAGAGCAUUGUUCACGCCGUUAUUACACAGAAUACAGUAGAAUCCCGAUUAUCAGCGAAUAAAAUGAGUCGCAAACACGAAACAAAAAAGAUAUUUCAGCAUAAACACUAUGUUCUAUCAAUACAGAAAUCAUUUAGCUAUCCAUCCACAGGGUCGUGCAAACCAGUGGUCAUAUAAUGCGAAAGCCAUGACCAAAACAAAAGAACAUGAGCCCGUCACUAACAAAUUCCAGAUAGAUUUAUUAUAGAACUCGCUGUCGUGAAUAAUCCGCAUCACGGAUCAUCCGCUCGCGGAAUAUCGGGGUUUUACUGUACAACAAUAAAAGUUGAGCAAGUGAUGGUUUUGUGAGAGCUUAUUUUUACGUUCAUCGUGUACACUGAAAGAUGCCGAGUCCUUUUGUAGUGAACGGGUUAACGAUGCUAAUUUCAGAAUCAUUGGCAUUUCUGCAUUGAUUGAGAAGUGUAUCACUUUCAUUUCAUACACAUUGUAUUGAAUGGGCUAGUAACAUCUAUCCCAUUUAUUAAUAUUAACCAGUAAAAUUAUUUCAUUUAUAAAUGUAAUGAAAACCAAUAAAUUACUAAAACUCAG